This is a messenger RNA of Dictyostelium purpureum, 1896 nucleotides long. RefSeq lists its product as uncharacterized. Gene Ontology annotation, cellular component: endoplasmic reticulum membrane. NCBI's taxonomy places the organism in Eukaryota, Evosea, Eumycetozoa, Dictyosteliales, Dictyosteliaceae. The transcript has 3 exons. Gene Ontology annotation, biological process: lipid storage; lipid droplet organization. The coding region runs from base 1 to 1896 and encodes 631 amino acids. The record is from RefSeq and is a predicted model, not a curated record.
AUGUCUUCAUUCAAUAGUAUUUAUAUUGGGUUUUUGCUUAUUAUUUUAUUUUCAAAUUGUUGUGUAUCCAAUAAUUGUAUUUUUACAUUCGAUAAUGCGGAAUACGAUUUAACAGCCCUGUCAACAGAUGGAUUUUAUAAUGCAACAUUUAGAAAUACAGAUAUUCAAAAUGAAAAAGAUUAUUUUUAUAUUAUAUUUAAUGUUUGUGAACAUGUUAAAUAUUGUAGUGAUGUGUAUGGUUUUCCAAGCUCAACACAGUCGUGCCAAAUUAUAGAUACAGUUAGCAACUAUAGUGAUGCAUUUGAAAUAGGAUCGUUGGGAAAUAUAGUCUCAUAUGAAUCAAGUAAUGGUUUGGUUUUGGAGUAUAGCUCAUCAAUUGAAUAUGCAGUGUGUUGGGAUGGAACAAGAAACAAUAAAAAAAUAAACAAACUAUCAUUUGAAUGCGAUAAAGAACAAGAUUUUAUAAUAAUAAAUACCAAUACAGUUAGAAAAUGUUUAUACGAAAUUACAAUUAAUUCAAAAUAUGCAUGUAAUAGUCAUUCAUCAGAACCCGACUCCUCAUCAGACUCAUCUUCUGAUUUUUCACUCUCUUGGCCUGGAUCAUUUUCAGUACCAUCAGAAUCUUCUUUUUCAUUACCUGGAUCAUUUUCUAUACCAUCAGAUUCGUCAUUUUCAUUACCUGGAUCAUUUUCUAUACCUUCAGAAUCAUCAUUAUCUUUACCUGGAUCAUUUUCUAUACCUUCAGAGUCGUCUUUUUCAUUACCUGGAUCUUUUUCUAUACCAUCAGAAUCAUCAUUAUCUUUGCCUGGAUCUUUUUCAGUACCAUCAGACUCAAGUGGUUCACUCCCUGGAUCUUUUUCAGUAUCAUCAGACUCAAGCGAUUCAAUACCCGGAUCUUUCUCGAUACCAUCGGAGUCAUCCUCAGUUUCUUCAAGCAGCGAAAGCAAAACCUCCACAAGUGAAAGCAGCGAUAGUAGCAGUUCGAAAGGUAAUAGCAGUUCGAAAAGCAGUAGCUCAAAAGGUAGCAGUGGCAGCUCAAAAAGCACUAGUAGCAGUUCAAAAAGUAGCAGUUCAAAAAGCGCUAGUAGUAGUUCAAAAAGCACCAGUAGCAGUUCAAAAAGCACUAGUAGCAGCUCAAAAAGUAGUGGUUCAAAAAGCACCAGUGGCAGUUCAAAAAGUAGUAGUUCAAAAAGCACCAGUAGCAGUUCAAAAAGUAGCAGUUCAAAAAGCACUAGUAGUAGUUCAAAAAGCAACAGUAGCAGUUCAAAAAGUAGCAGUGGUAGCUCAAGUAGUAUUUCAAAAAAUAGCAGUGAUUCUAAAAGUAGCAACUCAAAAAAUAGUAGCUCAAAUAGUAGCAAUAGUUCUAAAAGUAGUAGCAGCUCAAAAAAUAGUAGUAGUUAUAAAUGGAGUAGUAGCAAAAGUAGUUCAACAAACUCAACUUCGUCACACAACUCCACCUCAUCCUCUUCAUUAAACUCAAAUUCAACUUCGUCACACAACUCCACCUCUUCCUCCUCAUUAAAUUCAAACUCCACAUCCUCAUUUAAUUCAUCUUUGUCUUCCUCCUCAUCAACAUUCACAAAUAAUUUUUUGGUUUCAUGUUAUUAUAAUGACACAAUAAUUACAGUUAAAAGUAAAAUUAAUGACUUCAUCAAAUGUAAAGGCAAUGGAUCAAUAAAAUGUAAAAACUCUGACCUGCUAUGCGAAAAUAAAGUCAAUGACACAAAGGUAUCCACUUUUUGUUGGGGUAAACAACAAAUUAUAUGCAGAGGUAAAUCCAUAACAUGCUCAGUAAAUGGCAAAUUAACAUGUUCAAAUUCAAACAAUUUGGUGGAAAUAUCAUUUAGCGAUGACAAUGAUACUCUUAAUAGUAAUGGUUUAAUAAAAUUAAGUUAA